Molecule: messenger RNA, 1593 nt
Organism: Ogataea haglerorum
Lineage: Eukaryota; Fungi; Ascomycota; Pichiomycetes; Pichiales; Pichiaceae
Exons: 2
Coding region: 1-1593 (530 amino acids)
Biological process (GO): small GTPase-mediated signal transduction
Cellular component (GO): plasma membrane
Molecular function (GO): GDP binding; GTP binding; GTPase activity
Source: RefSeq, a predicted model, not a curated record
AUGAGUAAAGAACGGAAGAUUGCACUGGUUGGCGCGCGAGCCGUGGGAAAGUCUUCUCUGGCUGUCCAGUUUGCUGAAGAGUCCUUUAGUGACCAUUACUUUCCGACGAUAGAGAAUCAGUUGAAGAAGCAGGUCAAAUACAAGGGAAUAGACUAUUCGCUUGAAAUUAUGGAUACUGCUGGUCAGGAUGAGUUUUCUACUUUGCAUAAUAAGUUGUUGAUUGGAGUUCACGGGUAUAUGUUGGUUUAUUCUAUAAAUUCAAGACAGUCUUUCGACAUGCUGGCUGUUGUGCGAGACAAGAUCCUUGAUGGGCUGGGAAUAAGCUCGGUGGAAGACGGGCCUCCGAUCGUUAUUGUGGGCAACAAAAGCGAUCUGGACUUUCAGAGACAGGUUACCGAGGCAGAGUUGAAACAGCUAGCAAAGAGGUUCGGCAACGUUCCGUACUUUGAGUGCUCUGCGAAAAAUAACUACAACGUUCACGAAGCCUUUGGUGCCGUGAUUGACCAGAUAGAAGACAUCAGGGAGCCCAAAGAUGAAGAAGAGACCCAGGUUAAAAGUAACGGAUGGUCCUUUGAUAACUGGUCUCAAUCGUUGCCCCUUAUCAAGCAGCAGGACGGCUCUUUUUCUCUAUCGUUCCCAUUUCCCGCAGACACCGAGAAAGUGAUUUUCAAGUUCGUUGUGGACGGCAAAUGGACCACAAGCGAAAAGUACAAAGAAGAAGCAGAUGAGUCGGGAAACAAAAACAACGUCUUGUAUGCGAAGGACGUUAUUUCUGCUCAAGCUUCCAAUUCUACACCAAUUCCUGAAGCAGGAGGCAUGGCAGUGCCAUUGGUUGGUGGCAAUGGUUCCUUGCCGAAGAGCGAGUCCGAAAUGGCCGGUUCAGAGUACAAGCCUACCGUUCUUCCUUCGUCCGAAGGUCAACAGGUGACGCUGGGAGAGCCGGGUAUCGUGGUGCCAGCCAAUCCGCACUCGAUCGAUGCUCUUUCGGAGGUGAGAGACGUUGACCCAAAGACGCUUAACGAGCCUUCUGGCUCGUCCAAGAGUGCACCAGCUGGAACCACCGCCGCCACUAAAUCUUCUGUGGCUACAAACACUCUCGACCCUGCAGCGCAGUCAAAAUUUUCGGAGACUGCUGGCUCCACUAAUGCCACAGGAGUCCCAGAAACCGACGCAGCUGCUACUUCGGGACCUGGAGUUGUUAUCCCAGAAGACCCUCAGUCGAUUUCGGCUUUCAACGAGGUUAGAGACGUGGACCCAAAGACUCUGAACGCACCUUCGGAGCCAACCACUUCCCAGACGGAAACGGCCGUUGCAGACGAGGCAACUAACCCAAGCACUCAAGACACAGCAGGUACUGCUGCGAGCGAGGCUUCUGAAGCGGGCGCCAAGAAGACCAAGUACGUCAAGAGAGUGGUUUCCAAGGUCAAGAAGGACGAAGCCGAGCAGAUUCCAGAAGGUGAAAAAGAGACUACUGCAGCUGAGACACCUGCGAAAUCUGCAUCACCUGCAAAGGCUGGACAGGCAACCGCAAGCACUCCGUCUACAAAGAAGAAGAGUGGCUUUUUUGCCAAGCUCAAAAGGGCACUCAAAUAA